Messenger RNA from Diospyros lotus (date-plum), 2031 nucleotides. RefSeq lists its product as uncharacterized. The transcript is spliced from 2 exons. The record is from RefSeq and is a predicted model, not a curated record. Bases 449 to 1183 code for a protein of 244 amino acids. Lineage: Eukaryota; Viridiplantae; Streptophyta; Magnoliopsida; Ericales; Ebenaceae.
GAUUGCCAAAAAUCAGCCAACUCCUCUACAAAAUGACAUCGUUGAAGCUUCACCAUGCCUUUUCUUUUAUACGUAUCGUAGCUGUGUUUCUCAUGUUGAACGAGAACUGUGACAUAGCUGGGACUCGGAGUAACCUGGGAACUCUUUGUAUCAAAUAAUAUCUUGCCUUUUCAAUUAUAAAUCCUGUUUUCCUAUUUUUCCUGCUUCAUGAACGUGUAAACUUGUUGAUCUUAGCUAUUAAGUGUUCUGGGAUGAAGCAUCUGCCUUCUGCCACGUGUCAUCGCAAGUAUUAGUUUUACUGGUAUUCCCCACCCCAACACACACACACACAGCUAGUUAGCUGUUUUUACAAGUUGGGAUGUGAAGAGAAAUGCUUUGUUCUCCUUGAAACCACCAUCUCUUUCCUGUGACUUCUGGGCUUUGCAAACAGUUGCACAGAGAAGAAGCCAUGGGCUUAACUCACAUCGUCCCAAACCCCAAAUUCUAUGUUCCGAAUCCAUGGAUAACAAGUAAAACUAGAACCAGAGCCAGAACCAAAAUAACAUCAUUUCCUCGCGCCAACUGCCCAAUUUCCGAGAUCUCUCCACUCAGCCAAUCCUCUCCCAGCAACCCAGCAAAAGCCCAAUUGAAUUUCCCCCACAAAAUCAUCACAUGUAGCAAUAUGGAUUCCAAUAUACCAACCAUGGCAGAAAUCAUGGAGGCAUCAAAAGCCCAAAACCUUGAGCUUCAGCUCCAAACACUGGGACCCUUCUUCAGAAUCACAGCCAAGAGCUUGGAUAGCCAGAGAGAGGUUGGGAGAGCCGAGGGGUUGAUAAGGGUGUGGCUGGGAGGGAAGAAGAUCCUUCACCUGGACAGCAUCAGAUUGAAGAGGGAGACGAUGGGAAUGAAGAGGUCAAUAUUUGGGACAGGGCUGUUCAUUGGAGCUGUUGCUAUCAGAUAUGGCUACGACUGUGGUUGCAGGACAGCUGAGCUGCUUGCCAUCAACGACACUGAUCUUUACCACUCCAAGCUAGUGAGGUUUUACACAAGAAUGGGGUUCAAGGCAGUGUACGAAGUGAGCGGGUCGUGGAUAGGAGACGUAGCCCACAUGUUGGUCUGGGGUGGCGUCGGCACCCGAAUGGAUGCCGAUAUCUCAUACCUCCUACACAGAUGGUGCGCCAGAUUCAAGUCUAAGUCUCCUUGAUUUCUUUACCUUUUUUUUAUUUUUUUAUUUCUAUUUUCCCCCCCAGUGGAAUGGAAAUUAUUGGAGUGGACCCUAAAAUAUUAUAUAUAUAUAUAUAUAACUGCAGGUCUCAAUUUCAUUUUAUAAAAUAAUUAUGUUAUGUAAUUCUUUCAAAAUUCAUAAAUUAACGAAAGUGAGAGGGGAAGAUUCAUGAUUAUAUAAUUUUGAUAGUAUUUGUGUAUUUUCUUUUCCCAAGUUCCAUUCUGGUCUUACCCUUUAAUUAAACUAAUUCUUAACUAAUUACAAAACAGUACGAAUAAGAUCCAAAUUAAUAAGCACAUUAUCUAUUGAAUUAAGAUAAAAUUAUUAAAAUAAAAAAAGGUGGUUAUGGGGUUUUAGGCUAUAAUAUAAAAUAAUUUUAUGACUAAUUUAAUUGCAUACUAUGGAAUAUGGUAUAAACUGUUCAUGUGUAAAUUAUUAUAAUAGUAAUGACAAUAAGAUAUUACAAUAAAUUUGUAGUCAUAAUAUAUAAAAGGGUAAUAGCAAUUAUUAUUCUAAAUUAUUUAUAUAAAAAAAUUAAAAGUUAAAUCAUUUAUGAUAAGAUUAAAGUCUCUUAUUAAAAAUAAAAUAAAUAUGAUUACAAUAAUUUGAUUAUGUAAAAAAAAAUAAUAAAACUUUCAUAAAAGGGUGAUGGAAUUAAACUAAGUCUUUAAAUGUAGAGUAAAUUCUUAAAUAUUUAUUUAAUCGCAAUUUUGUUAAUUAAUAAACUAUUUUAAAAUAUAAUAUAUUUAUUAUAAACUAAUAAAAUUAUUUAAUAUUAAAAAUAAUAAAUAUAUAUUUAUUUCACCUAACCAUCACACAUUAAUAAA